AUGAAUAAUAGCAAUAUCUUUUUUAACAAUACUAUUCUCGAUUUAAGUAAGGAAAAUGGUGACAUUUUGGCUACCGUCAGUGCAGGUAGCAUUGACCUUGGCAAUAAUAAAAAAAUUACCGGCACUAAAAAAGGCACUCCUUUUAUGGCCACAAAGGUUGCGGAAGAAUUAGUUAGAAAAGCGAAUGAAUUUGGGGUUCAUAAUGUUGAAUUACAAGUUAAGAAUAUUGGGGCUGGUCGCGAUACGGUAAUAAGGAGAAUAUUGGAAGAAAAAUCCUUAAAUGUUGAAGCCUUAAUCGAUAAAACUAAAGAUAAGGACGGACAGAUAGUUAGCGUGGAAAUAAGCGUUUAUGAUGAUAAGA
Racocetra persica is the source of this 361-nucleotide messenger RNA. Lineage: Eukaryota; Fungi; Glomeromycota; Glomeromycetes; Diversisporales; Gigasporaceae. The record is from the annotation of a GenBank genome assembly.